GGAGUGCGCAUGCGUACUACGCGGGCUCCCGGAAGUCGGGCCAUGGCGUCUCUCCGCGAAGCGACCCUGCGGAAACUGCGGCUCUUUUCGGAGAUGAGAGGUAAACCCGUGGUGGCUGGAAAAUUCUGGGAUGUAGUUGCAAUAACAGCAGCCGAUGAAAAGCAGGAGCUUGCUUACAAACAACAGUUGUCAGAGAAGCUGAAGAGAAAGGAAUUGCCCCUUGGAGUUCAAUAUCAUGUUUUCACUGAUCCUGCUGGAACUAAAAUUGGAAAUGGAGGAUCAACACUUUUUUCUCUUCAGUGCCUGGAAAACCUCUAUGGAGAUAAAUGGAAUUCUUUCACAGUCCUGUUAAUUCACUCUGGUGGCUACAGUCAACGGCUUCCCAAUGCAAGUGCUUUAGGAAAAAUCUUCACAGCUUUACCACUUGGUGAGCCCAUUUAUCAGAUGUUGGAGUUAAAACUAGCCAUGUACAUGGAUUUCCCCUCACACAUGAAGCCUGGAGUUUUGGUCACCUGUGCAGAUGAUAUUGAACUAUACAGUAUUGGGGACUCUGAGUAUAUUGCAUUUGACCAACCUGGCUUUACCGCCUUAGCCCAUCCGUCUAGUCUGGCUGUAGGCACAACACAUGGAGUAUUUGUCUUGAACUCUGCCAGUUCCUCACAACAUGGUGACCUUGAGUACAAGCAAUGCCACCGUUUCCUCCAUAAGCCCAGCAUUGAAAAAAUGCAUCACUUUAAUGCUGUGCAUAGACGAGGAAGCUUUGGUCUACAGGACUUGUCUCGGGGUGACACAGCCAGUCUUCCAUUGAACUCUGAGUAUGUCUACACAGAUAGCCUAUUUUACAUGGAUCAUAAAUCAGCCAAAAAGCUACUUGACUUCUAUGAAAGUAUAGGCCCACUGCACUGUGAAAUAGAUGCGUAUGGUGACUUUCUGCAGGCACUGGGGCCUGGAGCAACUGCAGAGUACACCAGGAACACAUCACAUGUCACUAAAGAAGAGUCCCAGUUGUUGGACAUGAGGCAGAAAAUAUUCCACCUCCUCAAGGGAACACCACUGAAUGUUGUUGUUCUUAAUAACUCCAGAUUUUAUCACAUUGGAACAACGGAAGAAUAUCUGCUUCAUUUCACUUCUGAUAGUACAUUAAGGUCAGAGUUGGGCUUGCAGUCCAGCGCUUUCAGUGUCUUUCCAAAUGUGCCUGAAUGCCCCCGUGAGACACCCUGUGUCAUUCACAGUAUACUGGAUUCAGGAUGCUAUGUGGCCCCUGGCUCAGUUGUAGAGUAUUCCAGAUUGGGGCCUGAGGUGUCCAUCGGGGAAAAGUGCAUUAUUAGUGGUUCUGUCAUAGUGAAAGCUGUGCUGCCCCCGUAUUCUUUCAUGUGUUCUUUAAGUCUGCAGAUAAACGGACACUUAGAAUACUCAACUAUGGUGUUUGGCAUGCAAGACAACUUGAAGAGCAAUGUUAAAACCAUAUCAGACCUAAAGAAGCUUGAGUUCUAUGGAGUCUGUUUUCAGUCUUGUUUAGAUAUUUGGAACCUUAAAGCUACAGAGGAACUAUUCUCAGGAAGUAAGACACAUCUGAGCCUGUGGACUGCUCGAAUUUUCCCUGUCUGUUCUUCUCUGAGUGAAUCGGUUACAGUAUCCCUUGGGAUGUUAAGUGCUGUACAGAGCCAUUCACCAUUCAGCCUGAGCAACUUUAAGCUCCUAUCCAUCCAAGAAAUGCUUCUAUACAAAGAUGUAAAAAACAUGCUAGCUUAUAGGGAGCAAAUCUUUCUAGAAAUUAGUUCAAAUAAGAAACAAUCUGAUUCAGAGAAAUCAUAAGUACAAUAUAUUUUGCCUAUGAACAGGAUUGCAAAUGCAGGCAUUUUCUGUAGACCUCUGACUUUUCUCUCUUUUCCCCCUCUCUCUCUCUUUCUUUCUUCUUCUUUUCCAUUUUUUGGCUUGUUCAGUAAAGCAACAUAAUAAAAAUUAUAUUAAUAUAACUACUGUAGCAUAGUAAUAACAAAGGUACAGAAGGCCACUUUGGAUAGAAAAACAUUUCAGCAUCAAAUUUGUGAAAGUGAUGCUGUUUUAAAUGUUUUUACAUUAUUAUAGCUUUGUUUUUUGGUAAAUAUCAAUUUGUGGGGUACAGUUCCAUUCACAUAACAAAUACUUCUGUUUUAGAGGAUGAUUUUCUAAACAUACUUUUAGAAUUUUUUUGUUUUUUUGAAAUUUGGUCCAAUAAAGCUCUGGGUGUUAUUGAUGAUUGUAUUAAUUUGUCACAAUGAGAAAAUACCUAAUGAAAAACAUCCUUUUAAACUUUUUAAGAAAAUUGUCUUUUUCCGUUAAUUUUUUUAUUUUGUUCUAUUUUUAUUUUAUGUACAUGAAUGUAUUAUCUACAUGUAUGCAUAUGCACAGUGGCCAUAGAGGCUAGAAUACCUGUUCUCAAACUGAGUCAAGACCCAUUUGGAGAUGGAAUGACCUUUUCACAGGGUCACCUAAGACAUCAGAAAACACAGAUAUUUAUGUUAUGAUUCAUAACAGUAGCAA
Messenger RNA from Peromyscus leucopus (white-footed mouse), 2523 nucleotides. RefSeq names its product fucose-1-phosphate guanylyltransferase (gene Fpgt). Bases 10 to 1815 code for a protein of 601 amino acids. Gene Ontology annotation, molecular function: transferase activity, transferring phosphorus-containing groups. The record is from RefSeq and is a predicted model, not a curated record. The transcript has 4 exons. Lineage: Eukaryota; Metazoa; Chordata; Mammalia; Rodentia; Cricetidae.